Messenger RNA from Callorhinchus milii (elephant shark), 1024 nucleotides. RefSeq names its product ELL associated factor 1 (gene eaf1). NCBI's taxonomy places the organism in Eukaryota, Metazoa, Chordata, Chondrichthyes, Chimaeriformes, Callorhinchidae. The record is from RefSeq and is a predicted model, not a curated record. Gene Ontology annotation, cellular component: super elongation complex. Gene Ontology annotation, molecular function: transcription elongation factor activity. Gene Ontology annotation, biological process: regulation of transcription elongation by RNA polymerase II; positive regulation of DNA-templated transcription.
CCCAAGGCCCGGGCCCGGCCUCAGCCAUGAACGGCACCUCCCAGCCCGGCCUCGGCCUCAGCCUCGGCAAAGAGGAGCACGUCCUGAAACUGGGCGAGAGCUUCGAGAAGCGGCCCAAGAGCUCCUUCCACACCAUCCGCUAUGAUUUUAAACCAGCAUCCAUAGAUACAUCAUGAGGCGAUCAGGUCACCAUCACUUUGCCACACAUCCCAGGCUCCACCCCACCAAUGACUGUGUUCAAAGGUAAUAAAAGGCCAUAUCAGAAGGACUGCGUUCUUAUCAUUAACCAUGACACUGGGGAGUUUGUGCUGGAAAAACUAAGUAGCAGUAUACAGGUGNAAAAAACCAGAGCUGAAGGAAGCAGUAAAAUUCAGGCUCAGUUUGAGCAGCAGCUGGCCCGAAGAUCCCAGCCUUCCUCUCAAUUCAGGGCCCCCAAUAAGCCUAUUGCUGGUCCAAAAACAUCUCCAUCAAAGGACAACCCAUCACCUGAGCCCCAACUUGAUGACAUAAAAAGAGAACUGCGAGCUGAAGUUGACAUCAUUGAACAGAUGAGCAGCAGCAGUAGUAGUUCCUCGGGUUCAGGAAGUUCCUCUGGCAGUGAUGACAGCUCCAGCAGCGAUGUGGAAAACGAAGCUCAGCCUUCAUCUACGCCGCCACAACUGCAGCCUCAGCCUCAACCACAACCACAGCAUCAGUACCAGCAGUACAGCAACCGAAACUCUGCUUCAAAUGGCACAAGCAGACCAGGGAGCAUUCAGCUCAUGAGCACUCUCAGAAAUGAUUUGCAACUGAGUGAAUCUGGAAGUGACAGUGAUGAUUGAAGACUUAAGAAAGUAAUUCUUCACUUCCAUUAUGACUCAAUGCGGAGAUGGUGUUAAAGUUUGCAGAGAAAAUUACCUGAACUACUGGUUUAUUGCAAAAACUUAUUUUAUCGUGUGCCCUAAUACAGUUUUAAUAUCAGAUGUGGUAUCUUAGAUAAUUAUUUAAUGCAGUACAUUUUGUUAUGAAAAUAUAUUUAAUAAAG